AUGGGUACCAAGUAUUCUGUCAUAGAUGUUGCCAAAGAUGCUGAAAAUAAUACUCCAACCACAUACUAUGGGAGAAAUGGAUAUACUAUAACUCUUUCUAGGAAAGAUGAGCCAGAAAUAGAUGUUCAAAAUGAGGACAAGAAAGAGAAACUGUUAAACUAUAAAUUUUAUUACCAUACAAUUCCAGACGAUUGGGAUGGAUGGUCUGUCUAUUAUCAACUUAAGAGGGUGGAGUACAAUGGUGUUGCACAAAGUGGAUUGGAGACAAGGGGUAAUCUUAGCAAUUAUAGGAGGGUCUGUGUAAUAUACUGGUUAAAUGAUCAACACAAUUUACUUCCAUUAAUUAUUGGUCUUGAUUCAGGUAGUGUAACCUAUUUUAAACGGGGAGAAGAUGUUAUCAGUAACACAUGGAAAUGGGCUAAUAAUAUUGUACCUCCUGCUAAUUUAUCAGACUACCAGAGAGUGUUAUCUGAACUCAAUGAGAAUUUCAAAAAUGUAGUUAUAGUCAAUCUCAAUGCUGGGAAUGGACAGAAGUACUGUGGUCAUCCUUCCAAAGAUGAAUUUAAGGACCCUAAGGACAACCCUGAAAACUGUUCUCAGAAUGGAACUUCCCUUGUUACUGUCACUGUUUCAGAGAUUGGUGGUGGCACAGUUCCUAAAGGUUUUAAUUGUCUUAAACACUCCGCUACUGAUACCGCAAAAAUAAGAAUUUUAAGUACAUACCAUGGCAACUCUAUGAUAUCAUUUACGGAAUCAAUUGUAGCUACAGAGCAUAAAUGUCUUAACGCUUAUUACACAUCAGGGAGUAGGAGUGGUAAGCCUUUGUUAUUAGAACUGUCAAAUGGAGAGAACCAGGGAACAUCAACGCUUUAUACUCUUAAAAAUGAUAAAUGGGUGCCUCCUACACACUCUCAAUCGGAUCUUACCAAGGCGCUCGAUCAGGAGAACUGUAUGCGAAACAAUACUGUUGUAGUAGAUCUAUCUAAAAAGAGGGAUAAGUAUUGUUGUGGCAUGAAUGGGCAUAAUAAGAUUCAAGUCCUCCAGCACCAUACCAAUGUACCAGAUGGAUACACUUCAUAUAUGCACCUUAAUAAUGGGUAUGAGAACAACUUUAGCUUCAACAUCCAUAGAUUCAAAGAUGGUGAGGAACACAUGUGGCCGGGUUCUAUAAACAAAAUAAAAAGUGUAUAUGCCUACUUCUGUAAGGGUGAUGGUCAGAUUAUGCCGUUAUUACUAUAUGUAAACAAAGGAUCAGGGUAUGGAAAAUGGUUUAAGAGGACUUCUGGAAGUAAUAGUUGGAUAGACACAGAUCUGAGUUCCCUGCAAAGUCAUACACCAAAUUCUCCUAGCAUAACUAAACCUAUUGAAAUCAUACUCCGCGAAAUUUGCAAGGAACUUAAAAUUGGAUGUCAACAUGCUCCUGAAGGUAAUACUGCCGGAGGUGAACCUCCUGUAUCCUCUCAAAGUACAGGUUCUGGUAGUUCUACUGGUUCCGGAGGUAAUAGUGGAGGAUCUGGAUCUCCUGAAGCUCAGCCAGAGGAAGUAAUACCUAAGAAGCCUGUGGAAGAUGUAACUACUCAUUCUGGAGGUGGUGGAGCCAAAGCUGGAGGACCUAAUGGUGGUACUGAUGAAGCUAAUAGACAAGAUACUGCUGGUGAUGGACAAGGCCCUGAAGGAGCCUCUGCUACAGGAUCAAAAAAUGGAAGCUUCAUAGAGAGAGCAACUGACUUCUUGAAAUCACAAGAUGGUAUAAUUACCGCAUCAGUUACCUCUGUAAUUACGACAGGCGGGAUAGGUGGAAUUACAUACAGCUGCCUAAAACGGAGAAAGUUAUAG
Messenger RNA from Theileria equi strain WA, 1836 nucleotides. RefSeq lists its product as hypothetical. The record is from RefSeq and is a predicted model, not a curated record. NCBI's taxonomy places the organism in Eukaryota, Apicomplexa, Aconoidasida, Piroplasmida, Theileriidae. The transcript has a single exon. The coding region runs from base 1 to 1836 and encodes 611 amino acids.